GUUAUGCUUUACAGAAAAUGUUGUGCACUAAUUCAAAAGGAAAAAUUCAACUUUAUUUCAAGGGCAAUCGGGUCUUACUAUCGAAAUGAUAAUCAUCAUUUCGAGUUGCAUAAUGUCGGUAUCAAUAACAGCAACAACAACAAGAUCAACAAACGAUUAUGUCAAACAAUUGCCUGUUCUCCUACUGAAUCCCCUCUUCCUUCCCCUACAAUUUCAUCAACAUGGUUAAGAAGUCAAUACUUGUCUGAUACUGUCUUACAACAAGAGUUUUCUGAUGUUUAUACACAGAAUACUUUGAAAAAUUUACUUGCAUUAUGUCAAGAUGAAUUUCGUCUAGGUCGUUGGCGUAAAUCAAAGAUAUCCAUAUCGGAUGAAAAUAGUCAUGAUAAGAAAUCUUAUUCGUCGUCAUUAUUGGAUAGUUUAUUUUUAGAUUUGUAUAAAACAGAAUUGAAUAUUGAUCCUGUUAUUGGAGUUCAAAUGGUACGAAAUGUUUGUAGAAAUAAACUCGAACAAAAUUUCUGCAUACACACGCAAAACUUUGAUCAUCUGCGUAUUCGUUUGGAUUUACUCAAUCCUGACUUAUUACUUGUUAGACUUUAUGAUCCACUCACCAAUAUUGGUGUGAAACAUGUUAACAGACUUAUUGAACGCUGUCCAGAGCUACCAUUAGGCACUAUGCCAUGUAUAACAUCAAAUCAAGAUAAUUCACUAUCCUAUAAAACUAUUCUUCAAGAAUCUCUUGAAGUAUUAAGUCAUUAUCUGAUACAUAAUGAUGUCAUAAAUGUUGUCCAACGUUUUCCCAGUGUCCUACUUCGUGGAAAGCUGGAAUUAAUUGACUUAUGUGAAUUUUGCAUACAUGAAAUGCGUUUAGAAUCGUUUGAUUAUAUACGUGCAUUAUCUUCACCGCAUCACAAACACUCUUUACGUCAUUCAACUGGACUUAGUAUAAGUAAAUGUCCUAUUUGGGAGUUACCAUUGGAACAUGUUCGUGCUAGAUUCACAUUUUUACGCUUAGCUGGAUGUUGGCCGUUAACAAGGUAUACAGUUGGAAAAUCUAUUAAUGUUGAUCAACAACUGGCGACUUUAUUGAAAUCUUCUGAUGGAGAAUUUUCCUCCUGGUUGAAUGUGAAUCUGGGGAAAACAACAUUGAAGAGCAAAGAUAAUAACAACAAUAACACUUCAGAAAAAUCAAAUACACUAAUCAGUGGAAUAGUAUUCACUAAAUCGGAUAUACAAUUUUUUGAAAAAGUAUACUCACGUAUAUCAACUGAUUCAGAGAAUGAGGAUGACAUUGGUAUUGGUGACACAAAUAUAAUUGAAAAUGUUGGUGAUGAUAAUCAUGAUGAUGACACUUCCAACACAAUCGUAUCAUGAAGAUAAUAAUAACUAGUAAAUGAGUGGUAUUCUUUUUCUACACUUCUAGGCUAAUUCAUCCAUUGUAUUCAUGUAUACAUACACAUUUCAUUUCAGUUAUAUUUUGUAAAGUUUUGGAGAUUUCUUUGACUGAACUGAAAAUACCCACUUCUUUUUAAUGUAUUAGAAAAAUAAAUAUUUUUCUAGUGAAGCGUUAUACUUCUUCCCAUUAAAACAUGUUACUCACUGAUCGAUAUGUAUCCGUCGCUAAUUUUGAUAUGGCCGGUUAAUACACUUGUAGUUGCGGAAACGAAUUUCUUAUCC
Molecule: messenger RNA, 1677 nt
Organism: Trichobilharzia szidati
Lineage: Eukaryota; Metazoa; Platyhelminthes; Trematoda; Strigeidida; Schistosomatidae
Source: the annotation of a GenBank genome assembly